AUGGGAGAAAACCAUUGUUUAGACUCGUCAGUGGGGAAGAGGAAAAGAAGCUUGGCUGUUAGCUCUUCUCAGGACCCACCUUUCUCAGGAUUAAACCAGUUGUUCCUUAUUGACUUUGGCUUGGCGAAGAAGUACCGAGACAACCGAACACGGCAGCACAUCCCCUACAGAGAAGACAAGAACCUGACUGGCACAGCCCGCUACGCCUCCAUCAACGCACAUCUGGGCAUUGAACAGAGCCGCCGUGAUGACAUGGAAUCGCUGGGCUACGUGCUGAUGUACUUCAACAGAACCAGUCUGCCGUGGCAGGGAUUAAAGGUAUGGAAACAUCACUGA
Molecule: messenger RNA, 336 nt
Organism: Notothenia coriiceps (black rockcod)
Lineage: Eukaryota; Metazoa; Chordata; Actinopteri; Perciformes; Nototheniidae
Product: casein kinase I isoform alpha-like
Exons: 4
Coding region: 1-336 (111 amino acids)
Biological process (GO): protein phosphorylation
Molecular function (GO): ATP binding; protein kinase activity
Source: RefSeq, a predicted model, not a curated record